UUGAGAUUAAAAAAGGAGUGGAAUAUGUUUGAAAGGCUAUUAGAAACACGUAGAGAUGGGAAACACGGUGUUACAAAAAUGUAUAGAAUACUCACAGAAUUAGACACAGACACAAAGUUAAUUUUUAUAACAAACUGGGAAAGAGAUAUGGAGGUGGUGAUAGAUGAAGAUCAACGGAAUAAGAUAUUUAGAUUAGUUCACGAGAGUGUUAGUAUGAGAGAAGUUGAGAUUAACUAUAAAUGUUUGACACGAUGGCAUAUUACACCGAGCACUGAACACAGGAUGAGGGGGGAGAAUUCAAAAAUGUGUUGGAGAGGGGUGUGGGGAAGAGGGCACGGUGUUCCACAUAUGGUGGCAAUGUCCAAAAAUUCAGGUUUUCUGGAAGACAAUAGUCAAUUUAAUAGAAAUAAUAACUGGAAAUUACAUAGGAUUAGACACCAUGUGUCUCCUACAUAAUGUUGAGACA
This is a messenger RNA of Staurois parvus, 466 nucleotides long. Lineage: Eukaryota; Metazoa; Chordata; Amphibia; Anura; Ranidae. The record is from the annotation of a GenBank genome assembly.